UUUGUGUCUAUGUACCAAAAUGCGACUCGAUUUGGUGCAAAAAAAAUUUUCGAAUGUGUUUUAUCAGAAAUACUGUUGGGUUUGGUUGGAAUGUUAUGAAAAUUAAGAAAAAUGGACGAGGAUGAAGAAAUUAAUAUUGUAGGCGAUCCAGAUUUCUUAAAAAGCGAAUAUACAGUCCAUCCACAAUGGUUGUUAGAUAGACCCAGCACAAAUCCAGAUUGUUGGUAUAAUAAUUCACCCAACAGGGUACGCGAAGAUUCCGACCAUGAUCCUAUUCCUAUAGGACAUAUAACUACAGAAAACUCGAUAACAGACGAAAGUGGCUGGACAGAAAAGGAGAAAACUUUGUUGGAAAGAGGAAUAGAAAUCUUUGGAAAGAGUCCCCUCCGUUUAUCACAGUUUAUAGGAACGAAAACACCGUCUGAAAUAAAAUACUAUUUUAAAAGUUUUUAUAUGGAGCUUCAUCCAACACAUUCUGCUAAGAAUAGAGAACCGAGAGACGAUUUUGUACCCAUUCAUAAUAUGCUUAUGGAUCCUCAGAUACCUUGUACGAGCAAGCAAAUUGUUGUGAAUGAUGUUGAAAAGCGUAAAAGGAAGAGGAAGCGGAAAAUGAGUAAAUCAAAAGAGCUGAAUGCAAUUAAAAUUCCUAAGCAGAAACAUCAUUUUAAUAAAUUCAAUAUAAUUCCAAAUAAAGGGCAUGGAAAAACGGGCCCGGCUAACCCUGUUCAGACAACUUCUAGUUCUAGUGAUAAUGUGCCUGUUACUCCAAAACUUCUACAAGGGGAGGUUGUGUAUAUGACAAAACAUUCAGAUUCAGAUGUAGAAAUAGAUAUAGAAGACGAAGACGAUUGUGAUAAUGAAAAAACUUUAUUGCAAAGUGAAGAGACUCCGUCUGUUAGCACACAAUUGUUAAAUGAACCUUCAAGUUGUGUAGAAAGCAGUGAGAAUGAAGGAAAUUCAUCAGAUAAUGAGCAACAAGUUUUGAAUCAAUUGUCUUCCUUAGACAUUCCCCGAUGUGAAGUUAAAUUGGAAACAGAUUCUGUAUCUGACUUGGAAAGAUAUGUUUUCAGCGAGUUUCUCUCUCAAACGACCAACGAAAAGUCUACAGAAAAUUACCUAAAACUAAGGAAUCACAUUAUUUUCAUUUGGAAUUAUAAAAAACCAAACUACUUAACAAAAGGCGACAUCCAAAAAGGUUACAAACCAUCAGUUAGGGGAACCUUAUGUAAGAUUCACAAUUUUCUUGAACAAAUAGGGGUGAUUAACUACGGAUGCGGGAGGGUGAGGUAUAUCAGGCCCAUGCACAAAAUCUUCAAGAACCCUAAAAACGACAAUAAACUGAAGACCAGUUCUCAGCCUAAAAGAUUCAAAAAGAAGUUCUUGUAUAAUGGUGAAGGAGGGUGUACGAUGAGUCAUGGAGCUCACGGUGAGAUAAUCGAUGCCACAGUUAUAAAUCAGGAUCCUGUACAUUCUAGAUCUAAGACGGUGAAGAAACAUCCUACCUAUUUGAUUUAUUGUAAACCCACACCUCUGGAGUAUAAAUACAAGUUAAAAUUGCAUCUGUCAACCUUACUUCUGAUGGAUUUUCAUGCUCACUCUUCUUUGAGCGAAGUUAUGGGGCUAGUGGGGGGUUUGUGGAAUCCUGACACAAAAUUUUUGUCAAUUAUGCAUUAUGAACCUUGUAAGAACUUGGCCUCGUCUACAACCCAUUGUGAUAUGUGUCCCGUAUCUCAGUCCGUGGCUGCAGAGAGAAUUAAUGAUAUAAAGAUGAUUUUAUUGGGUUGGUUCCACUCGCAUCCCACUUUUGCACCCGAGCCAUCUCAGCAAGACUUGGACACGCAAAGACAGUUACAAAAAUGGAUAGGUGAUGAAAAACCAUGUGUGGGGGUCAUCUUGUCACCUUUCAACAGACCCACAGCUUUGACACCCUCCGAGUACCGUUGUAUGAUAGUGGAUAAAUUUGAAGAGGACGAAAGGUUCUUACCUUAUAAGUUUAAAGUUGAAAUAGUGUCGGAACAUUUCGAUUUGGACAGUUUCAUAGCUAAUAUCGUGAGCCUUCGCAAUUUUAUACUUUCAAACAGUGAAUGUCAAGAUCCAAAACUGAAAGUAAAUUUUCAAGAGCCGUACAUGCAUGAUAAGAGUAUAACCUUUUUGGAAAAAUAUAUCUCGAGUGCUAGAAUGACUUUGGAGAGGUACUUAUCUGAGCAACUUUGCCAGAAAAUUGUUAAAAGUAUUGCAAGUGUCUUUAGUGAUGAGAGAGCAUAGUGUAGUCGUUGAUAUUUUUUGUUAUUCUUGAAACGUUUUUAAACUAUUGUUAUAUCCUCAAAUAGUUUGCUGAAUGAUAGAAAGUUUUUAAUAGUGUAUUGUUUUAAAUGAAUAGCUGAAAUUGCACCUUCGGCAAAUCAAGUUCUGGUGUCAAUUUGUCAAUAAACUGAAAUUGUAUUAGUUAAAAAAAAUGGAGCAUAAUGACCAAAAUCUUCCAAUUAAAUGAUAUGCCCAA
This is a messenger RNA of Coccinella septempunctata (seven-spotted ladybird), 2500 nucleotides long. RefSeq names its product histone H2A deubiquitinase MYSM1-like. Gene Ontology annotation, molecular function: polyubiquitin modification-dependent protein binding; metallopeptidase activity. The transcript has a single exon. Bases 112 to 2265 code for a protein of 717 amino acids. Gene Ontology annotation, cellular component: BRCA1-A complex; BRISC complex. Gene Ontology annotation, biological process: double-strand break repair. The record is from RefSeq and is a predicted model, not a curated record. NCBI's taxonomy places the organism in Eukaryota, Metazoa, Arthropoda, Insecta, Coleoptera, Coccinellidae.